Gadus morhua (Atlantic cod) is the source of this 3329-nucleotide messenger RNA. RefSeq names its product chondroadherin-like b (gene chadlb). The transcript is spliced from 11 exons. Gene Ontology annotation, molecular function: protein binding; transmembrane signaling receptor activity. The coding region runs from base 293 to 2614 and encodes 773 amino acids. Gene Ontology annotation, biological process: toll-like receptor signaling pathway; immune response. The record is from RefSeq and is a predicted model, not a curated record. Lineage: Eukaryota; Metazoa; Chordata; Actinopteri; Gadiformes; Gadidae. Gene Ontology annotation, cellular component: plasma membrane.
AAUUAAUGGGCUCACCUGAUAAACAUUUUUCUGUCCAAGUUAUCUUUGGAGAGCUACGACAACUAUACGCGCUCCGGGAACUCCAGAAGUGAAAGAAAAGACACGGAUCGGCUGGAAUGAAUGAAGGGAUAAACGGAGUUUGUUUUGGAUGAGGGGCGGACAGGGGAAGAACAGCCGAGCGGCGAAAGGAGACCGUGAGAGAAUACUGUCAGUGGCAGGAGGACCGGAGUGGAAUAACCCACAGAAAGACUGAUACACGCAAUAAACCUGUGCACACGGAUAGAGAAGAAGGAUGCAUUUCCAGGUGGGCAGUGGCCUCUUGUGGCCGCUCCUGGUAAUUCUCCUCGGCGUCCCUGCAGCGCGCCUGGCGAAGUGUCCCAAACAGUGCGUCUGUGACCAGAUACAGCUCGCCAUCACCUGCGUCAACAAAAACUUGACAGAAGUUCCAGUAGUGGACGAGAUUACAGUGAAGCUCGACCUGCGAGGGAACGACAUCCAGCAGCUGCCCACGGGGGCGUUCAAGCACACCCCUUACCUGACGCACCUGUCCCUGCAGCGCUGCAACAUCCGCUCGGUGAAGGAGGGGGCCUUCCGCAGCCUGGGAAGGCUGGUGUUCCUCAACCUGGCCCACAACAACAUCGACAUCCUCUACCAGGAGUCCUUCGACGGCCUCCCCUCGCUGAAGCAGCUGGUGAUCGACUGGAACCGCGUGGAGGAGAUCCAGCCAGGAGCCUUCUCUCAGCUGGGCUUCCUCAACCUGCUUUCCCUCACACACAACCAGCUGGUGUACAUACCAAACAUGGCCUUCCAGGGCUUGCAGAACAUCAAGUGGCUGCGGCUCAGCCACAACUCUCUGAACUACCUGGACGUGGAGGCCUUCGGUGGCCUGGUUACCCUGAACCGCCUCAGCCUGGACCACAACGAGCUGCAGUUCUUCCCCUCCGAGACCAUGACCAGGCUCCCUGAGGUGACCCGUGUCGACAUGGGCUACAACCCCAUGACCUACCUGGGGGAGGAGACGGUGUCCAUGCCCAAGCUCACCCACCUCUUCCUGGACCACAUGUUCCUGCAGGACCUGGCCUACACGGCCCUGCACCGCACCCCCAAGCUGGUCCACUUGGACAUCAGCCACAACCAGCUCCGCGUGCUCCAGCCCUUCUCCGAGGGCGCCCCCAGCCUGGCGCGCCUCAACCUGGCCGGGAACCCCAUCUACUGCAACUGCUACCUGCGCCCCCUCAGGGAGUGGGCCAUCGACAGCAAGGUCAGGCUGCUGGGGACGUGCGGCGGACCGGACCACUUCUCCGGGGAGCACCUGGACACCCUUUACCCCCGGGACCUCCGCUGUCAGAGCCAGGACGCCAUGCUGAAGGCGGAGUUCGAGGAGGCCACCAGAGUGGCUCCGCCCACCGAAGCACCGCCGCCCAGGGUCAAAUGCCCCGCCAACUGUGCAUGCGAGGCCGAGACGAACCACUCCACCUGCGAGAACCGCGGCCACACCAAGGUUCCUCAGGGCUUCUCGGCCGACACCAAACUCCUCGACCUGCGUGGCAACCACUUCCACUACGUCCCUAGCAACAGCUUCCCCGGCGUCCCACAGGUGGUGUCGCUCCACCUGCAGCGCUGCAAGAUCGCGGAGGUGGAGGACGGCGCCUUCACCGGGAUGAAGGGGCUGGUCUACCUGUACCUGUCCGAGAACGACCUCACCUCGCUCAGCCCGGAGGCUUUCAAAGGUCUCCCUCACCUGACCUACCUCCACCUGGAGAAGAACCGCUUCACCCGCUUCCCCAAAGGAGCCUUCAGGCUGGUGCCGGGUCUGCAGGCGCUCCACCUGGAGCACAACGCCAUCGUCAAGCUGGAGUCGGGCUCCCUGGUGGGCGGUGCGGAGGGCGUCCGCGGCCUCUACCUCACGGGGAACGUUAUCAACGGCGUCUCGGCUCGGGCGCUGGAGCGGGCCGACGCCCUCGACACCCUGCACCUCGGGGGCAACAAGCUGAAGGAGGUGCCCAGCCAGGCGCUGGGCCAUGCAGGGAACCUGGGGGAGCUGAAGCUGUCCGGGAACCCCAUCCGCUGGGUGGGGGCCAACGCCUUCCGGGCCCUGGGGGCCACCCUGAAGGACCUGUACCUGGACCACACCGGGCUGGAGAAGAUGUCCAAGGACUCUCUGGCUGGCCUGGGUCCUGGGCUGAGAAGUCUUUACCUGGAGGGCAAUCGCCUGGAGGUGGUGCCUGACCUCAACCCUUUGACCUCUCUGGAGGUCAUCAACCUAGCGGAGAACCCUCUGCUCUGUGACUGCCCCCUGCUAGCCUUACGCAUGUGGAUCGAGAGGGUCAACCUGAAGGUGCGGGCCACCUGCGCCAACCCCCCUGAGAUCCGGGGCCGCCGCGUGAAGGACGUCCACAUCUUCAGGGCCUGCCCGGGCGGAGAGAGCCUGCUGUACUCCCCCACGCUCGGCCCCAAGACCUCCAGGACGCCCAAGACCACCAAGCCAAAACCGGCACACCUGAACAGCCCUCAGAUGAUCCCGAUGUCCAAAGCCAGAUCCAAACCACGCAUGGGUCUGAGAGCGAGGCCGGGGGGGGCUAAGAAGACGGGCCAGAGACGCAACGAGGCUUGAGCCUGUACUUCCUGUAAGGGGAGCUCCCUAACAAACAGGGGCUCCUUUAGUGUGCCUUGUGGCAUCCCAGUCAGUCAUAAAGGACAGCCCACCUCGACACACGACGAACCAAUGGGUAUGGGCAACUAUAGAAAUUAUAAAGAGUAGGGGUAUACUUUGUAAAGCUCCCAAAAAGAGCCUAUUAAAAUCUUUACAUGAGUUACGUCUUCACCAUACCGCUUAUCGAACGCUUAGUAUGAACAGAAGGAUAUGGAUUUGAGUUUCUAAAGACCACAGCUAGUUCUUUUUUUUACUUAUGGUCUAAAGUAUUUUAAGGCUUGUCAUUAACCACUACAAAACUAUACUCCCAUAGUAUUUCCUUGUUUCUGUAGAUUAUAUUUCAAGAUUCACCAUUCUUCCUCGUUAACGCCACAUUCCUUGCGAUAAUUGGCCCGAUAGCAGUCUCAGAGGUUUAAUUGAUUCAUUUAAUUAUCGUCCCAAUAUCAGGGCCCUGGUCCAUCUUAAUGAAAGUGGGCCCUAAAUGUUAUUAAUUGCACCUGUGUAUACUAUGCAAUGUCAUGUCAAAAUGGGUGCUGUGUGUCAAAGGCCUGUUGAUCCAACAUUCAGACACAUGGUUCAGUGUAUACAUUUAAUCAAUAGAUUGCUCGUAAACCCAAAGGAGAAAAUAACUGUUAAACAAAGAAUAAUAAAACAAAACAAAUGUACAACAUGUAAA